Molecule: messenger RNA, 508 nt
Organism: Nicrophorus vespilloides
Lineage: Eukaryota; Metazoa; Arthropoda; Insecta; Coleoptera; Silphidae
Exons: 1
Coding region: 338-508 (56 amino acids)
Source: RefSeq, a predicted model, not a curated record
UAGGAUGCAAUUAUAAGGAGUCUGCUUGAAAGUUGUUUUCAUGAGAAAAUGUUCAUUGUUUUGGGACAAAUCUCUAGCAAAAACCCAAUUUGUUCCGCCGUUGCAGAUGUCUUCCCUCGAGGUGUGCGUUUAAAUUAAAACCAAUUCAGUUGCAGCGAUGAUUGAAAAAGUAACGUUGUUGUUGUUGUUGGAAUAGAAAUAAUUUGGCGUGCUGAAGAAAUUGGAAAGAGUUCUUGUGUUGUGUGUAAAAUUUGGUGUGAUACGAAUUUUGGAUACAAAUCUGGCGGGCAGUCGUAGGAGUUCACGGGCUGGAGGCCCACAACAGUGGACCUACGAGAUGUUACCCAACGGAGAAUACUCUCCGCAGACAGCGAAGGUCCGCGUCAACUUUCCACCAGACACGCUGGAUAGAAGACACAGCAGAUCUCUGCUCAUUCCCAGGAGAAAUAGGAGCAUGAGCGCUUGGAGUGACAUCAGCCGUUCCAGCUGGAGACUAGACGAGAGGUAA